CAGGAAAAUCACGCAACACAAGGGAGUGAGCAGCAGUAGCUUGUGUAUUUCAUCACUUCCUUUCAAGUACACGAGUUUUUAGAGAGCUAUCAGAUGCAAUGGUAAAAAGCAUACUCGUCAGUAUAUUGUAGACCUCUUAAUACAUUUGACGGAUCCGUGUCGAGUGGAGUAUCUUCGCACUCUUUCACAGCGUGACGGAGUGUGUUGUUACGACCUAACUUCCAGAGGCAGCUUCAGAGUGAAGCGUGUUCUGUACUGUUCUCGACGGGUUUUUGAAUUGCCGUGAAACGCUGUGAUUCGAAUUGGUCCUGUGUUUAGUGUCUAGCGCGCGUGUCGUAGUGCGGUGCCCCCAAAGUGGUCCAUUAUCAUUCAUCAAUCGGUUAUUUAUUGUUAUUAUUGCCACUAGAUUGCAAUUGCCAAGUCAAAGUGCGAUCCGGUCGUCACAAGCGCGGGGGACUACCUCGAGUGGAAGACUUAAGUUCAAGUGCUGAAUUAUCGUAACUCUAUGGAAUAAGUGUGCAGUGCCUGAUGUAUUUGUCCAUUGAUCGUCACGAAAGCAUUCUUGAUUGAUACUUUUGCAAAGAGUAAGAGCACUCAUGGUCAGUGCUUGCUUAUUUUAUACUUCCUGAAAUACACUCUCUGUCGGUGUCUGGUCGGUUGGCCUAGUUUCAAGGAUUACCAAGUCAAGGUCGAUCCUUCAGUGAAGUGUCAGUGACUCCAUGUAAAAGCUAAAACAAAUGACUUCCGAAAACGAAUGAAGCUCUGUGACAUGCCGGGCCAGUGAUUAAUCAGUAUCAUCCGAAACAUAGUGUAUUUAUUAUCGUUCAAUAAUUACUAAAGCUCGUUGGUGAUUGCCAGCGUACUCCAAUUUUCAAAAUUUACGCUCGGUACAUGUCCACCACACUAUCCAGUGUAUCUGGAGUGUAUCCAGAAGAUUCAGAACAAGAGCAUGGACUGUUACCCGAUUUAAAUGGUGUUGACCUGGUUAUGAGCUUAUCACCGAAAGGGAACCACCAUCAUCAUCAUUUAACCAGCUUACAGCACCUACAGAACCUUCAACAUAAUUCACUACACAGCCAUUCGACGCCAUUCAGCGUCACCGACAUUUUAAGUCCUAUCGAAGAAUAUCGCAAACUGGAACUAAGUGCUAACCCACCAUCUCCUUAUAGCGGCGGAAGCAGCGUCAACUCUCCAAGUGCCCUCGGUUCCAAUUCAGCAUCAGCAGCAGCAGCAGCAGCCAGCAGUAUGGCCAACCCGUACGCGAUGGGACCGCUAUAUCACAGUCCAGGUGUGCAAAGCUAUUGCGGUCCAACGGACAACCUUGGAUUAGCCGGACACUAUACCGACAUGCGAAAUUCGGCCGCCGGCUGGUACGGUUCCACUGCCAGUGAUCCACGAUUCGCAAUUUCUCGACUGAUGGGAGGAUCUGCGGGUGGUUCUAUGGGCCAUGCUAUGUCGAAUAUGGGUAGUUUAGCGGCGUGUAGUGUUACGGAUACCAAACCCAUGCAGUUUCCUCUAGCACAGCGGCGGAAACGACGGGUGCUCUUCACACAGGCCCAGGUGUACGAGCUAGAGCGAAGAUUCAAACAACAAAAGUACCUGUCUGCACCCGAACGGGAACACUUAGCCAGUUUAAUACAUCUUACGCCCACGCAGGUUAAAAUAUGGUUUCAGAAUCAUCGAUAUAAAUGUAAACGGCAGGCGAAAGAAAAAGCCAUGGCAGAACAGAACCAGCAUAAUCAGUCAGCCAGCUCACCACGACGUGUGGCCGUACCAGUACUAGUUAAAGAUGGCAAGCCGUGUUCCGGCGGCUCUAAUUCCAGCUCUUCUGCUCAACAACAACAACAGCAACAGCAACAUCAGGCUCAACAGCAGCAGCAAGUAAGCGGCAGCAAUAGUUCUCUAACAACUGGUGGCAGUGGUGGUGGGGGUGGUGGUGGUGUUGGUGGUAGUGGAGGGGGUGGUUCUAGUGUAAUUCUCACCAGUGACUCCAAUAACACCCACUCGCCCGACACGCCCUCCGCGACGCUACUUUCGCCGUACAACAGUAGCCAUAAUGUGACCGGUCAAAUGCUGCAGCAGCCGUGCAAUAAUAGUCUGAUGUCCAACAGCUUGGCUAUGGCCUACCGGAACCAGAACAACUUCAUGGCCAACAGUCAUCAGCAGCAGUGCGGAAGCUAUCUACCAUUACAAACCCGAGCCUGGUAAUAUUAGUUGAUUUGUUAGGUUUUUCUCAAUUAAAACUAGGGUGUUCACUUUUUGUUCCCAUGCGGAUCAUGUAAAACAAAUACUGUUAGCUCUCAAGAUAGUUCUUUUUACUUAAUUUUAUAAAUUAAUAUAUUUUAGAUACACUGUAGAAAUAUUUUUCUCAUUUAAUAUCAAUGAGGCACUUACUGAAACUGUACAUAUAACUUAGAUAAUAAGAUUACUUCGGAUGUUUGGAAUUACUUGCAAUACCCGUCGUAGGCUAAACCUAGGAUAGAUUGCAAGCAAACGGACAUUAAGGAGAAAUCUCUGGAUUUGAGAGCUAAGUACAAUUGUUACUAUAGUCUUCUUAAAGUGUAAACCAUCUAGAACACCAACCGGCCAUCAAAACAAGCAUAAAUACAAACGACACAUACAUCGACUGGAUCGCAAUAGGAAAUUAUAAUGGAGGAACAUUAAAUCAAAGGUCUGCUAAACACAUAUGAAUAAAAUCUAAUCUGCUCAAAAAUGCAACCCGGGUGAAUUAACGGGGUAAUUAUUUGGCAGGGAUACUCUAUAUGGCACAUUGCUUACGCUAAUAAUUUUUAUUGUAAAAGUCUUAAAGAUUUCAUAGGCACUGAUGCAUACAGGGAAUUGCUGUAAAUUAGUCAAAUAAUCUUUAACAAAAUUCAUUGGAAAGUCAGAAGAACAUACUUCUCCGGAAAACCCUUCUUGUUAUCAUUACUUUAUGAUAUAUUUUUUGCAUAACUUUACACCAAUCAGUUUGAUUUCGUAUUAGGUAUAUUGUGUCAAUGAACCAGUCAAUCAGCUUACCAUGACUCUACGUAUUUAAUAAGAACAAUUCCCGGUACCUAGAGCAACGGAGGUAUUUUAGUUUACUUCAGGUAGUGGUUGUGCAACGGUUAGGUUCUAUUGAGGUUUGAACUCAUACCCAAUCGCAUGCCAAAGCGGACUCCGUAUCCAUGAGGUUACGAGCUCCCCUAACUGCAGAUAGUGGUUUUAUUUAUUAAAAACAAAAACUAGGAAUAUCAAAAUUUCUGUGAAGUACUAAAGAUUAUUUUGGACUACCAAUAUUUUGGCCGGUCAUCGAAACCUAUUUUGUUCUACCGCCUAUAUUUCGAACCGUUUGUGGACAUAUUUUGGACUAGAUUUCAGUCAUAUAUUGGAUUAUCAUUGAUCUUUUUAGAAUAGGAAAAGUGGAUUUGAAAAAGACACCCAUAAUCCACAUGGACACCUAAAAGCAGUAGGUGGUCCCUUGCAGCAUACAUUUCAGUCCCAAGUGGAGCAUGAACGAAAAUCGAGGAAUUAGUUUCCAGAGUAAACGCCUGCGACUUCAGAAUAGCCGUGGAGUUUUCGCAAUUUAAGACAUAUAGAGACAAAUAGACAUAUAGAGAUCGAAUUUAGAGCGUUUUCGUAGACAAUUACCUGUAAAUCACUGCAAACUGCUGCUCUGAAUGGUAAAUAUAGAACUGCCAAAGCUUGGUUUGGUGAUAUCUCUGGAUAAAGAUGAACAUAUUUUGACCAUGCCUUAACUCUUUUCCGGCGGGUGAUGCCAUAUGGCAUCAACUGGCAUAUAAAUGCAUAUAAACAAAAUGAUCCUUAAUAUGCAAUACAGUUUGUGUCAAUUGUGCAUAUAUAGUUGAUAAGUAAUAAGAGUUUGAAAUUCAUCAUUUUGGGUAAAAAUAGAUUCUGUUCCCCGGGAUAGGGUAUAAUUACUAUUUUAGCAAUAUUUUGUACCUGUAAGAAACUACAAACUGUUUCUUUAGGAUCUCAUUGAUAUUAUUACAACAUUGCAUUGUUUGAAAAGCAUGCAUAUUUGUUACAAGUUGACUUAAAUCGACUCAGUCAUGAUUACGAACAAGCGUGAACUGAUUUGAAAAAUUAAUGCUAACUAAGGUCAGUAUGCGGGGGCCUAGUGUGGUUGGUAACGUCUCCGCCAACCACGCUCGACGCCUGGGUUCGAAUCCCACCGCCGACAUAGGUGUCGAUGGUUGUGAGGUGGCGUGAUCCACUCACAACCAACCCAACUGGUCUAGAUUCAAUCCUAGCCGACACCGGGAGAUUUUCUGAGGCGAAAAAUCUCUGGGAUCACGCCUUCCAUCGCAUGAGGAAGUGAAGCCGUUGGCGCCGGUCCGUUAAUAAACGGGUCGUGAGUUAGGGUCCUGGGUAUGGAGUCGCCUCCCUGGGCGUCGGUGAUUGGCCACAACAGUGGCGGAACUAGACCGACGGAAAAUAAGCGAGCAAAAAAAAAAUAAGGUCAGUAUUUUGCCGAAAACAACAGUGCACUAUUUUUUUUUUCAGAUGUGUUAUUUAAAUGGUGCCUACCUAGUUUUCUAAUAUGCAUUGAAUUCGUCAGAGAAAAAGUGAAAAAUGUUCGCAGGUGGACCAAAAUACCUCCGUUUCCUUAGUACUCGGAAAUACGAUCCGAAAAUUCAUUCAAAUCUAACGUAAAUGUGAAAUAGAUGCUUUCUACAAGUUUGCCAAACUUUCGAAUUAUUGUGCAACAAAUAUAUGAGCCGUUGAGAGCAAAAGUGGUACAUGUGCCAUUAAGUAAAUUUUUCAGGGGACGCGAUAAACGGAAAUACUCAAAUAGUAAAUUAUUUUCAACAAUUUUUCCCAACAACUGCACCAAAUCAUUGCUGGAAAGGUUUCAAAAGGCGGCACAUGAAAGCAUAACGAGUUCUGGUUGAGAAACUUGCACAAACUUCAAUGGAAAAACAUGUACCACUUUUGUUCUAUGGAAAAAACAAUGACAACCAGAAAACUUUGAGAGCAAAAGUGGUACAUGUCCAGUGAGCAUGAAGGAUGCAUUAUAGCUCGCUAAUCUUAAAACAUAGAACAUUCAUGUCUUCAGCAGAGUUGUUCAAGUGAUUGAGUACUAUAGAAUGAUGAUCUGUUUGUUAAGGAAUUCUGUCACUUUGUGGCGCUAGUGUAUAUGUAACAGAAGACAUUUUAAAUAAUCUAGAUCGACUGGGGCCAAUUCAAAGGAAAAUACCCUGGUAUCUUUAGAAUUGCUAUUUGGUCGAUAAUAACUACACGAUGGACCCAGAUUCAACUUUCGGUAGACUACCGGUUGCCCUCCGGAUCCAGAAAUACCGUAGAAGAGGAAAACUGAAAAUUAUUUUGGCUAUAACUCUGGUUAUCAGAUCUCCGCUUUUCUUUGAUAUUAUGGUAUAUUUUUGCAUGUGAUAGUUUCGAAAAAAAAAAAACACGGAAAAUACUAGAACCUGUUCAUUAAAGCAGACACUGUAUGUAGUUAUAGAAGCGACAAAUGAGUGAACUGAAAAUAUGAAACAGCCUUGGAAAAAUAUACACCGUAUCCAGAUGGGACUAGAACCUGUUUUUCAAAAUAAUCUCGUUUACGGUAACUCCAGAUCUUUCGGAGGGCUAUCUGAUGGUAAAUUUGAGUGACAUUCUGUCAUGAGAUCAUUUAUUUUCAUCUGGGAGUGGUUUAGAAAAAAGUGGGACUGUUCUUAAAAAUUAAUCUCUUUUAUGGUAGUACCGGUGGUUCACGUGGUGGCCAUCUUGAAGCAUAUUUUGUUAAAAGAUCAUUUUCCUUCUAGAAUUGGUCUCGAAAAAAAAAACAGGAAGCUUUAGGAACACAUUUCGUUUCUAGUCAAUCCCGCAGAAGCAGUUUCGAAAAAAUAAGGAAGCUCUAGAAUCGCUUUAGGAAAUUGACCUCAAUUACGAUAUUUCUUGAUCUUCCGGAAGGCUAUCGGUGGCCUGCCUAAAGCCAAACCUGGGUCCAGUGUGUAAAUAUAUAUCUAUAUCAAAGACCUCAGAGAGUUAUCUUUUAAAUUGGCCACAGCAUACGAGUUGAUACUGAAAUAGAUGAAACUCUUUCUGUUACAAAAUAGUCACGGGUACACUAGCGCCACGUAGUGAGAAAAUUCCAAAACAGACAGAUCUUCAUCUGAAAGUACUCAAUCACUUGACCAACUUUGCUAAAGACAUGAUUGUUCUAUAUCCUAAGAUCUCGACUUACAAUUCAUCUAAUAUGCACAGACUGGACAUGUACCACUUUUGCCCUAACCGAAAUGGUGAUUAUGUUAAUUACCAAAAGUUGUUCUGGCUAUAACUUUGGUUUAGGUUAUCAGAUCUCGGUUUUUCUUGGAUAUUCUAGUACGUUAUUGCGUUCUGCAUCAAUUUAUGCAAAAAACCCAAAAAGUGUAAAAAUGGCUCAUGUACCACUUUUGCUCUCAACGGCUCAUAUGGGUUCAAGCUGUCAUCGCUAUGAAAAUUGUGCGAAAAUGUAUUGAUUUUGAUUUAUAUCGUAUGUUUGCAUUUUUAUACUGCAUGAACAUUACGGCCAAGCUUCUAUGCUUUUUUUACCCGUUUUAUCAAUCUAAACACAUUGUGAAACAUCUCUUUUCUUUAACAUCCAAACGUACUCACUCGAUAAUAAAUUAAUGAUAAUUUUCCUAAAUUCAUAAAAGUGUAGAAAAUGUGCUUAAAGUAACUGAAGAAAUCAUCAAAUGUAGUUCCCUACAAGCAACAGGUGCAAAAUGAAUGCUAAUCGAAGUACUGUGUAAAUAACAGCUAUCUUUAAAAGAAUGGUACACUAAAUCCAAAAAAUCAAAAAAAUCUUCAUUUACAGAUCCUAGGAUUGAAAACAGACUUGACUUGAUUCGUGCAUUAAUCGCGUGGUCUAGCAAUUGAAGAACACCUGUUACAAAACAAAUCAUAUGUACAUAAACAAUUGGAAAAUUCAAGACAGUUGGUAGAGAAUCAUGUAGCGUCAAACCCUUCUCAGCCAGACACGUAAACGUUGCCAAUAAUACAAAAAUAACUGACAGUAUGAAAAUAAGCAGAACACGAGUGUAAUUUCCCGUUCAACAUAGAAUGAAAGCUUUUUAACGAAAAUAUUGCAGUUUUAUUAAAAGACUCGAGCGUGGUAAAAUAAUUAAAGGGACAAUUUAAAUUAAUAAAGACAAAGUUAUUUAAAUUGAUUCGUAUCGAUAAGAGAUAAGCUAUAGAAGACAAACACACGGUAAAGAAUAAAUGCAAGCUCCAAACAAUGCAUAAAGUUUACUGAUAAGUUUGUAUUGAAUUUGAAAAGUAUAGAAUGUGGUAACUAAAAACGAAAAAAAAAUGGAAAUAAACAGUAAAAUCAUAAACGAGUACAUAA
Molecule: messenger RNA, 7333 nt
Organism: Wyeomyia smithii (pitcher-plant mosquito)
Lineage: Eukaryota; Metazoa; Arthropoda; Insecta; Diptera; Culicidae
Gene: scro
Product: homeobox protein Nkx-2.4
Exons: 6
Coding region: 892-2208 (438 amino acids)
Biological process (GO): regulation of transcription by RNA polymerase II; cell differentiation
Cellular component (GO): nucleus
Molecular function (GO): RNA polymerase II cis-regulatory region sequence-specific DNA binding; DNA-binding transcription factor activity, RNA polymerase II-specific
Source: RefSeq, a predicted model, not a curated record